Messenger RNA from Pipra filicauda (Wire-tailed manakin), 884 nucleotides. Its product is annotated as histone H1.11L-like. Gene Ontology annotation, molecular function: structural constituent of chromatin; DNA binding. Gene Ontology annotation, biological process: nucleosome assembly. Gene Ontology annotation, cellular component: nucleosome. The record is from RefSeq and is a predicted model, not a curated record. The transcript has a single exon. The coding region runs from base 7 to 654 and encodes 215 amino acids. NCBI's taxonomy places the organism in Eukaryota, Metazoa, Chordata, Aves, Passeriformes, Pipridae.
GGUGACAUGUCCGAGACCGCCCCCACCCCUGCCUCCGCCGCCCCGGCCCCCGCCGCCAAGAAGCCGAAGAAAGCGGCGGGUGGCUCCAAAGCCCGCAAGCCCGCGGGGCCCAGCGUCACCGAGCUCAUCACCAAGGCCGUGUCCGCCUCCAAGGAGCGCAAGGGGCUCUCCCUCGCCGCGCUCAAGAAGGCGCUGGCUGCCGGCGGCUACGAUGUGGAGAAGAACAACAGCCGCAUCAAGCUGGGGCUCAAGAGCCUCGUCAGCAAAGGCACCCUGGUGCAGACCAGAGGUAUAGGUGCGUCUGGCUCUUUCCGCCUCAGCGAAAAGCCUGGAGAAGUGAAAGAAAAAGCUCCCAAGAAGAAAACAGCCGCAGCCAAGCCCAAAAAGCCGGCGGCUAUGAAGCCCGUCGGCGCCGCCAAGAAGCCCAAGAAGGUGGUAACAGUGAAAGAGAGCCCCAAAAAAGCCAAGAAGCCGGCGGCCAGCGCGGCCAAGAAAGCAGCCAAGAGCCCCAAAAAGGCGACGAAGGCUGCCAAGCCCAAAAAAGCAGCGGCAGCAGUGAAGAGCCCUGUCAAGGCAAAGGCGGCGAAGCCAAAGGCAGCAAAGCUGAAGGCAGCGAAGCCGAAAGCAGCGAAGAAAGCAGCCCCCAAAAAGUAAGUCCCCUGUGGAAGAAAAGGUCUUUCUCCACACUUUAACCCAACGGCUCUUUUCAGAGCCACCCACGCUUUCUUAGAAGGGCUGAAAUGCUGUUUUGUGGAAGGGGCAGCAGGGAGAUGUUUUGGGGAAUGGUGGUGUGCUGGUGCAAGUGCCGUUUCAUUUCGGUAACGGCCAGACGGAGCAGCAAGAUUCAGAGUCGCUCAAAUUUCCCCUGCAUAGAAGGGGGAGGG